UGACAGUUAAUCUGUCAAAGAUAAAUUCAGGGUUCUUCCACCCUGGAUAAAUUGUAAAUAUUUGGCAGACGUGUAAUUUUGAUGUAGUUUAUCCACAUUUCUGCGAAUUUACCAAAAUGACUAAUUUACAAGAAGUUCCUACCGAUGAAUUACUUUCUUUUCACGAUUAUCCAUCUGUACAUAAUAGUGAAUCUCCGCAAAAAAGUGCUCAGAUUAAUGUAAACGUUAAUAAUGCAAAUAGGCAGAGUGACAAUGGGGGUGGAGGCGAUAUGGGGGCUAAUACGGCAGAAAGUGCCAUGAAAUCAUUUUGGACUGUGGAAUAUUAUCAGCAAUUCUUUGAUAUAGAUACACAGGAUGUUAUUGAUAGAAUAAUAGCUUCAGUAACACCAAAACGCGAUAAUUCUUUAAAACACCAUCUGAGACACAAACCGGACUUAUAUGGACCCAUAUGGAUAUCUAUAACCUUAAUUUUUACCAUUGCUAUAAGUGGUAAUGUAGCCAACUACUUACAGAAUGCUAAUACCAAUAUUCACUGGAAAUAUGAUUUUCAUUUAGUCUCAUAUGCAGCAACUGCUAUUUUUAUGUAUGUAACACUUAUUCCUUUUACUCUAUGGGGGUUAUUAAAGUGGAGCUCUGAUGUUAAUGAUUUGGAAGGUUUGGAGUCAAAUGUAACACCUGGUGCUCUGGAAUUAAUAUGUAUUUAUGGUUAUUCAUUGUUUAUUUACAUACCAGUAUCAAUAUUAUGGUCAAUUCAGAUAAGUAUGUUACAGUGGGGGUUAGUGUUAGUUGCUACUUUUAUAUCAGGCUCAGUUUUGCUAUUUACACUACUUCCAGCUUUACGAUUAUCAAGACAUAAGCUAUUCUUGAUUGCUGGUAUAAUUUUAUGCCAUUUGAUUCUUGCUGCAGGUUUUAAAAUGUAUUUUUUCCAUUCGCCCCCAAAUAUUAAAGUACAUGUUCCAAUUGAAAAUGUUAUACAUACAACUAUAAAAAGUAUUGUAGUACCUAGUAAUAAUACUACAGGUUAAUCUUAUAAAAGUGUUUUAGAUUUUUUUGUGAUAAUAAAUUAUAAAUAUAUACCUAAUAUAA
Messenger RNA from Brassicogethes aeneus, 1086 nucleotides. The record is from the annotation of a GenBank genome assembly. Lineage: Eukaryota; Metazoa; Arthropoda; Insecta; Coleoptera; Nitidulidae.